GCCUUUUUUCCGUUUGCAUUCCUGCAAAAUACAGCAGUCGCUUUUCCCUUCGUUCUGGAAAAUCUCGAUCCGUUUCUGUAUUUUCUAGGGUUUCGACUUAGUAAAGCUCCGUAUAAUCCGUACUAUCCUCCUAUUCUUUGUGGGAUCGAGGUCCGCUGAUCUUCAAAAUGAAGCUCACCGUAAAGACUCUUAAAGGGAGCCACUUUGAAAUUAGGGUUCAACCUUCCGACACUAUUAUGGCGGUCAAGAAAAAUAUUGAAGAUGUACAAGGAAAAGAUAAUUACCCAUGUGGGCAGCAGUUAUUGAUUCACAAUGGCAAGGUUUUGAAAGAUGAAACUACAUUGGCAGAUAACAAAGUCACAGAGGAAGGUUUUCUUGUUGUCAUGCUUAGCAAGAGUAAGAAUUCUGGCUCAGGUGGAGCUUCAUCUGCUCAGCUCCCCUCUACGACUGCACCAGCUUCUAUUCCUACCAGUGCACCUGAUGCGCAACCACAAGCUUCUAAAACCAGCACUUCAUCAUCUGGCCCAGCAACAGCACCUCCGGCUCCGGCACCUGCACCUGCACCUGCACCUGCCAAUUCUGAUACAUAUGGCCAAGCUGCUUCCAGUGUAGUCACCAGUACUGGUGUUGAGCAGACUAUUCAACACAUAAUGGAUAUUGGUGGUGGCAGUUGGGACAAGGAAACUGUUACUCGUGCCCUUCAAGCUGCUUACAACAAUCCAGAGCGAGCAAUUGAUUACUUGUAUUCUGGUAUUCCAGAUACAGUAGAAGUUGCAGUCCCAGUGACUCAACUACCUGCAACUCAAGCUGGUAUUGCAAGUGCCACUGGUGUUGCACCGCUAUCUGGUGGACCUAAUGCAUCUCCCUUGAACUUGUUUCCUCAGGAAAUAACGUCAGGUGCUGCAGGAGGCAAUCUUGGAUCCCUUGACUUCCUUAGAAACAACCAGCAGUUCCAAGCAUUACGUUCUAUGGUACAAUCAAAUCCACAAAUACUACAGCCCAUGCUUCAGGAGCUGGGAAAGCAAAACCCUCAACUUUUAGGACUAAUCCAGGAGAAUCAUGCCGAGUUUCUUCAGUUAAUCAAUGAACCUGUCGAUGCUUCUGAAGGGGAUCUAUUUGAUCAACCAGAUCAGGAGAUGCCACAUGCUAUUAGUGUUACUCCAGCAGAACAGGAGGCCAUUGAACGGCUUGAGGCAAUGGGUUUUGAUAGAACCCUUGUUAUUGAGGCGUUCUUAGCCUGUGAUCGUAAUGAGGAAUUGGCAGCCAACUUCUUAUUGGAGAAUGCGGGUGAUUAUGAGGACUAAAUAGAUGACUCCUGAAAGAUGAUUUUGAGUUGGAGAUGAAUAUGGUUAUUUGGAGGUUUUGUGAAAGAAGCAGGAGAGGCCCGUUUUAGGUGGUGAUUUAUACAGGUUGGACGUUUAUUGUAUUGUCCAGGAAACUGAGGUUUUGUUUUCUUUUUCCCUUUUUUUUUGGUUGCACUUUUUAUUUAUUUAUAAAUUGAUGCUUCAUCCUGUCCCAAAUAUGAAGGGAUGAACAGGAUUUUGUUUGUGUGGGUUUUUUGGUGUUUGAUGAUGAUACUGCUAAUGUCCCAACUUCCAUUGUUUUCAAACAUGUUUGAUUCUGCU
Messenger RNA from Cynara cardunculus var. scolymus (artichoke), 1625 nucleotides. Its product is annotated as ubiquitin receptor RAD23b. The transcript is spliced from 13 exons. Gene Ontology annotation, molecular function: ubiquitin binding; damaged DNA binding; proteasome binding. Gene Ontology annotation, biological process: proteasome-mediated ubiquitin-dependent protein catabolic process; nucleotide-excision repair. Lineage: Eukaryota; Viridiplantae; Streptophyta; Magnoliopsida; Asterales; Asteraceae. Gene Ontology annotation, cellular component: nucleoplasm; cytosol. The record is from RefSeq and is a predicted model, not a curated record. The coding region runs from base 168 to 1304 and encodes 378 amino acids.